Diospyros lotus (date-plum) is the source of this 1102-nucleotide messenger RNA. RefSeq names its product flavonol synthase/flavanone 3-hydroxylase-like. The coding region runs from base 32 to 982 and encodes 316 amino acids. NCBI's taxonomy places the organism in Eukaryota, Viridiplantae, Streptophyta, Magnoliopsida, Ericales, Ebenaceae. The record is from RefSeq and is a predicted model, not a curated record. The transcript has 3 exons.
AUUAACUAAUAAUAAUUUAAGAAAGGCAGGCAUGGGCGUCGGCGUCGACGUGGGCGCCGGCGUCGGCGUGCCGGUGAUCUCUCUAUCUCAUGAUAAGGCAGCGGUGGUUCGUGAGAUAUCAACGGCCUGUAGCGAGUGGGGAAUUUUCCUGCUCACCGAUCACGGCAUCCCGUCUCUCUUGAUGCAGCGCCUCCGCGAGGCCGGCCAGCAACUGUUCGACCUUCCCGAGCACCACAAAGAGAGCCUCGCUAAUGAUCCUCUUAAUGCCAAGUUUGAGGGCUACGGGGCCAAGAUGGCCAGAUCCCUCCCCGACGACCACCAUGACAAGGCUGUUGAGAGGGUUCACUAUUUCUUCCAUUACAUCCACCCACCUUCCAUGGUCAACCAUCGUAUGUGGCCUGAUCAGCACCUGCCUUCUUACAGGGGAGUGAUAGAGGAAUACAAAGUGGAGAUCCUGAAACUGACAAACAAACUAUUGGAAUUGCUGUCGGAAGGACUAGGGCUUGAGGGGAAGGCUUUGAAAUGGGGUUUGGUAGGCCAUGAAGAAGAAGAAGACAUUGGAAUAGAAAUGAAAAUUAACAUGUACCCGCCAUGUCCGCGGCCUCAGCCGGAGCAGGCCCUUGGAGUUGAACCCCACACUGACAUGUCUGCCCUAACGCUCCUCUUUCCUAAUGAAGUUCCAGGUCUUCAAGUCUGGAAAGAUUCCCACUGGCUUCCUGUCCACUACUUGCCAAAUGCACUCUUUGUCCAUGUUGGUGAUCAAAUUGAGGUACUGAGCAACGGCAAGUACAAGAGUGUUCUUCACAAGAGCUUGGUGGACGGGGAAAGAACGCGCAUGUCUUGGGCUGUCUUUGUGGUGCCGCCUUGUGAAGCAACAAUUGGACCUCUUCCUGAGCUCAUCGAUCGGAGGAACCCUCCCAAAUAUCCAACCAAAACAUAUGCUGACUACCGUUAUCGCAAACUCAAUAAGCUUCCACAAUAAGGGCACAUCAUCAAGCACACGUUAGGAACCAACCUAUAAAGUUACGGUUCUCAGGAUUUGACAUGGUUCUGGGUGUUGUUGUGUUCUUCAUGUGCUUCUUUAAGCCAUCUCAAACCCUUC